This is a messenger RNA of Leptopilina heterotoma, 8876 nucleotides long. RefSeq lists its product as uncharacterized. The transcript is spliced from 12 exons. NCBI's taxonomy places the organism in Eukaryota, Metazoa, Arthropoda, Insecta, Hymenoptera, Figitidae. The record is from RefSeq and is a predicted model, not a curated record. Bases 439 to 5694 code for a protein of 1751 amino acids. Gene Ontology annotation, molecular function: chromatin binding.
UCGACACCGCGGAGAAGGGGUUGGUGGGGAAUAACGUAAAGAGGAAAAUGGCCGUCGGGGCUAUGGAAAAAGGGCAGGGACAUGGAGUGUUACUAGUUUCAGUGUGAAAAUACGCGUAUUUCGGGUUGAAUUUAAUUCGAUCGUGUUACUAAUUGUUCGUGAACAGUGAAUCGCUUUGUUGUGCGCGUGUUUCGCAGUAAAAAAUCCUAACACAAAGUGCUCAAAGAACGGAAUAUCUGUCCUUUACCUAGAGUACAUCAAGUGAGAUAAAGUGGUAACAAAAAGGGUUGCUUAGCCGCAGAGGUUACAUCCUCGGUGACUGACGGUUAUGUUAUUAUAAACAAUGGCAGUCAGAUAGUCCUGAAUUGAAAUUCCGAAGACCGGUUAUCUCAGGGCUUUUUGCACUCGUUUCGAAGAUGUGAAGAAAGAAAUUGCGGAAUGAAGCCGCAAAAAAAGGCUUUUAUUGCUAAGAAGGCAACCAAACCAUCAGUGGUUGUCAAAAAGCGUCGUACACUCAUUGAAAAAUCAGCGAUGGACGCAAAAAAAGAGAAGAAAUCCAAAAAAUUCGAAACAGACAAAAAGAAAUUUGAAGUAGAGAAAAAAUCGCCAUCAGACGAAAGAAAGAAAAAUGAGGAAAAACGAAAAGAUAAACUCGACAAGUCUGAUGAGAAGAAAAAACAAGUUAAGGAUCCAUCAGAAAAAAAGACAGAUAAGAUAAUCGAGAAGAAGACAGAUGAUAAAAAUGACGACGAGAUAUUGGAGAAUAGUGAUAAGAAAAAAUGUCAAAAGUCAGAGGGAAAAAUUAACGUUGAAAAAACAUUUUUUGAAUUUAAGACGAAACUUAAUAAAUUCGAUAAAACAAUCGAAGAAAGGACAAAAUUAAAAAUAGACGAACAAAUCCAGGAAAAGAAAAUUGAUAAUGACGAGAAAAAUAUCACAAUUGACAAUAAAAUACCAUCUUUUCCAUUAACAUUAAAAAAGAAAAAUGAUAAAAAGAAAGAGCCAAAAGUACCAAAAAUUGAUAAUUCCAAAGGAACCAAGAAAAUUGAGCGUAAAAAGACAGACGGUAAUUUAAUGACAAAAUUAUCAGCAUCAUCAUCUGCUCGUAAGAAGGAUCCAAAAGUGAAGCAAGCAAAGAAGAAUAAUCCCAAGAAGACAGUAUUAGCAAAAAAGUCAAAUCCCUCAGUGGCGAAGAAGUUUCUCGAAAAGAAGAUAAAGCUAGUCAAGUGUUUAGAAAGCAACGAAUCGGUAACGGAAACAAAUGAGGAAUUAAAGAAAAAAAAGAAAAUAGUUGUACCGAAAAGUAAAAUUAGCCCAGAGAAAAAAGCUUCACUAGAAAAACAGGCUAAGGUCAAAUUACCACCUAAGAAAUUGAUCCUUAAAAAGGAGAAGGAAGAAAAGGCGAAAAAUCUAGAGAAAAAAAAGAAACAGAACGAGCCAUGUAAGGAUUCUGAAAAGAUUUUGGAUCUCAAAGAAUUUGUCCUCGAAAGUGACAUCAAAAAGGAAGUGUUGGAUGAGAAGGAUUGUAGGGAAACUAAAGAGGAGAAAAUUAAAGAAGAAUCAAAGAAAAUUACAAAGUCCACGAAAGGGAAAUGCCCGCCGAAGAAGAAUAACAAAAAAGCCACUAAAUCAUCAAAGAAUGAUGACUCAAACAAGGAAGAUUCAGCGGGCGAGGAAACGAAAGCCGAUUCUUCCAAGUUGACAAAUUUCAAAGAUCAAGCUGAUAAUUUAGUGAAUUUAAAAGUUGAGACUCUUAAUGGUGAAAGCACGGAAAGUUCGAGUGCCUAUGAGAGUAGUAGUGGUGAUGAAAGUUGGCAGAACGGUAAAGCAAGGAGCGGCAAGCGAAAGGACAGAACCAGAACACCGUCCGACGAACGUGCAAGAAGAAUGCGACUUUUUGGCUUUUGGAGUGGGCCAAAAAGGCACAGAGUCGCUUCACUAAAUGCCCUCGCCAAAGUUCACUGUUUAUAUGAAAAUGAAGCAGGUGGUGUUUACCUAGGCGGAUUCUGUAAGCCGAAACCCGAAAAAGAAAAGCAGAAAAAGGCCAAGGACGAGAAAGACAAAGAGAAAGAGAAGGAAAAAGGAAAGGAGAAGGAGAAGGAAAAAGAAAAGGAGCAAAUUGUGAAAAAGGAAAAGGAUAAUAAAAAGAACAAGAAUGACGACAGUGCUCCAAAGAGAAAAUUGAGAAAUGUUCCUGGUUUACGGGGUAAGCAUUGGGACAUGUCGGAGGGUAUGUCCUCUUCCUCAUCGUCAGAGGAGGAUUGUAAGAGUGUGAAAAGUGAAAAGGUUAAGAAGACCAUUACGAAAAGGAGAAAGAAGAAUGAGGAGGUGAUGGACUUGAAGGAUAUGGUGGUUUGCAAGAGAAUGGCGAGUCUUAAUGCCUCGGCAAUGUUGGCUGCUUCCUAUUCCGACGAGAAAAUUCGUCUUGGCUCCGAUAGCGAUUCGUCAAGUGAGUCUGAGGUGGAAAUCAUCAAGCGAAGAAGACAUUGCGAUGUCGAUUUGGAUAAGAAACGACAGGGCUUAGAAGCUGAUGAUGUUAUCAAACCAUCCAAAAAAGUCGUCAUUGUUAAUCAAGACACCGAUGUCACCAUUACAGGUGUUUACGUGAAUCAAACUCGAUCCACUCAUCACGAAGGCUUUUGCAGUAUCGCUGGGAUGCAAUAUCGAAUAAGCUCGACGAGUCACACACAAACAGCAGCUACAGCAGUGGCGACGGAACUUCAUGACCAACAGAAGCCUGAACAGCCUUGCAAGUCGUACACACCUCUAGGAGCGCUUUCAUCUAUGCAGCCUCCGGGGAGCCAAGGAAAUCGUUCCAACAUGUCUCCCAGAAGGCACUCUGCCUUUUCUGCUCCUCAUCAACAUGGGUAUUAUCAGCCGGCUGGACCACUGAUACAGCAUCCUCCGACGUUACCUCCAGUAAAAGGACCACCACCGGAACCAACACCAACGCCUCCGCAAAACUCGGAAAGUUCCGACGACCUCGUCGUGACUUCCGCUUCAAGUGGGACCAGCGGUGCAGGCUUUUACAGGGCGUAUUGUCCACAAUAUUACGGAACCCCUCCACAGUAUCAAGAACUUUGUUAUCCACCUACAUAUACGCAUCCACAUCCACAUCCUCCACCUUACUACAAAUAUCCACCGACGUAUAGAAGACAAUACUAUGGUUUCCAAGAGAGUGGUGGAGGUGGUGGUGGACCAGGAGGAGCCGGAAACGGUACCGGACCAGGUCCGGGUGUCGUCGAGUAUCAACCGCCUCCGCCGCCAGGAGAAUACCCUCUACCUCCUUAUUAUGCAGGUUACCCACCGCCACCUCCGCCAAAUCCAGCAUAUUUACACGUUCAGGGACGACCAUUCGUAGACCAUGCAGCAUUCCAGAGCUGUCCAUGCCCGAUGCAAUCCUGUCCAAAAAACGUGGAUACUGGGCCCCUUAUUGGUAAUGGUAAGGGAGCGCCAGUGGCAUCGGGGCCCGGUCUGUCAUUGCCACCCAGUGCUUUGGUAGGGCCGCCCUCGCCUGCGAGGGGGCUAGCCGGGCUCGCGCCUCCUCAUGGUGCCAAUGCCUGGGACACGGAUCGCGUCCAACUCAACCCUCUUCGCAACCUCAAUCAGAACCAACCCUCUUUAUCGACCUCCCAUAAUCACGUCGGAAAUCAUAAUCAUACCCAAACCUCCGAGUGCAGAACCAAGGAUGAGAAGAAGUGUGUCGAGAAUAAAAUUCGGAAAUGCACAUGCCAGAAACACGCGUGCACAUCAACAUGUGAAGUUAAAAUGGAAAGUUUAUCGCCAUCGGAAAAAUUGUCAACACCAACAACCUGUCCAAGCACCAAAAUUCACAAUUUCAAACUCGAAAACAACAACGUCAAGUGCGAAUCAUGCAGUGUGGAAAUUGGUGUAAAUUUAAGUUGCGCAGCAAAUUGUAACGUGAAAUGCGAAUCUGAUUACAAAUGUGAAAUAUUAAAAUGCGAACAGUGCGACAAAGACGGACAAAUAUCAAUGCUCGACAUGGACAAAGAUUUAGGAAUUCUUCUUAUUGACGAGAAACUCGAGAACGACACCGAAGUCAAAGAAGAACUCAAUGACGUGGUCAUUAUUGACGGUGAAAAUUGGAAGAAACCCGAUUAUGAGCCAACGGUGCCGGAAACCGUUAUCGAUGACAAUGAUAAACCUUCCACAAAGACGUUGAUCGUCGAGGAAGAGCCAAAAACACAAAAAUUAACCAAAAGAAAACUCUCGCUCGACAGUCUCUCGGAUUCGCGGAAAAAGAGAAAAGUCAAUAAGCGAACACUGUCAGUUGGUUCCACCCGCGAUUCAACAAUCAAUGAACAAUCGCAAAAUACCCCACCACAAUUGAACGGUCUCGUCGCAAACAACACCGGCACAUCUGAAAACUGUCCAAUCAAACGAAAACCCCCGAAGAAAGAAAUUCCAUGCUCCAAACGUAAAGCCGAAAACUCAAAUACAUCCGAGAUACCAGUGAAAAAAUUAAAAACAUCCAAAUCAACAAGUGGCACUAAUGACGCCACGAAAACACUAGCGAGUCACACAUCGAUCAUGGAAACAAUUAAUAAUGUCAUUCAACAGAGCGUUCAAAUGACCGAGAAAAAGGAUAAGAAGAAUAAAAUAUCCGAUCGUGUUGCCGAGAGAAAUCGAAAGAAUGCAAAUUUAAUGUCAACAAUUAAGAAAGUAACGCGAAAACUCGAAUUAAAUUCAGUGAUCGAUAAAAUUUUACCACCAAAAUUAGAGACCACCUCAACAAUGAUAGUUAUGACGAGAAAUAAUAACAACAAUAAUCAAUUGAAAUCUAAAGGCGAAACGAAAUCCAAACCCAAAAUACAGGAUGCCAAAUGUAAAAAUAAGGUAAAGGCUAAAUUAUUGGAAGUUCAAUCAAAAAUUUCGGAUUUAAAAUCAAAUUUCAAGUUGCAAGAGGCAAAAAGUCGAGAAUAUUUGCCAAAAUUGAGAUCUAGUGAAAUUAUCGAGGACACGAAGAAAGCACUUCUUAUCAAGAAGAAACGCAAAAGUACAAAGAAGACUUCCGGUAAAAAGACUGGUGGCAAGUCAGAGGACAAUAUUGUCGUUAAUGAGCAUUUAACCAUUGCUAGGAAACCAUUCUUCAAGCCCAAGUGGAGCAACGGAUGGAGCUGGGAGGGCAAAGCUUAUGAGGCCAAAGUAUAUCUGACGAACGAAGAAUCAGCUAUAAGAAGAUGUUAUGCAAGUAUGAAACAUACCAGUGGAGACAUUUUGCGUCCCAGAGAUUGCGUUCUACUCAGAUCUGGACAACGGAAAGCUGAUCUACCAUUCGUUGCAAAAAUUGCAGCGCUCUGGGAAAAUCCAGACGAUGGUGAAAUGAUGUUCUCAUUACUAUGGUACUAUAGACCCGAACACACUGAACAAGGGCGCACGGAAUACGAUACCGAAGAUGAAGUUUUUGCAUCUCGUCAUCGAGACGCAAAUAGCGUUGCAUGCAUAGAAGAUAAAUGUUACAUUUUAACGUUUAAUGAGUAUUGUCGAUAUCGAAAAAAUAUAAGGCGCAUGGACGAGGGAUUGGAAGCACCGUGUCUUAUAGUUCCUCCAGGAGAUCAAGCUUAUCCGAGAAAAAAUCGACAACCACCAUUAUUGGCGUCAUCCGAUAUGGUUCUUUUUUGCAGACGUGUCUACGACUACAGGGGCAGGAAACUUGUCAAAAAUCCUGGAUGACUCGACUUUUUACAAACAUCUGCAACUAGAAACCAAUGAGACGCAUCAACUUCAUAUAUUCACAAUUUUCAAGUUUCCCUUCAAACUUUUAAUGAGAGAAAGAGUCAUUCUCAAUAAUUUUCCAUAAGGGAAUUAUUUUUUCCAAACAAAAAGAAAAAAAUAAAUACAAUAAUUUUUAAUUUCUUCAGAAACCGGAAAUUUUUUUAAAAAUAUUUUAUUCACUAGUUUUUAAAGAGAAAAAGAGAGAGCGAAGCAUAGAAAAAGAGUAUAAAAGAGAAUAUUUUUUACAAAGCAGCAGUUGAAAUGAAUAUUUUUUAAGAAAUAAAUUAUAAACAUUGUUAGAAGGGAAACUUCGAACAUUUAUAAUCGACAGAUGUGAAAAAGAAAAUUUAUUCAAAACACAAAAAAACAGAGAAGAUGGAAAGUUUUUGAAUGAUGACGAGGGAAUAAAAAAGUAGACACUUUCAUCUAUCUUUAAAAAAAUACAUUCUUCAUGUAAUGUGCAUUUUUUUACUAUCACGUUCAAGUGGAUGACACUAGAGAAAAGAAAAUUAAUAAUUUCUCGCAAUUGUCUAAAUGUUUAAAGGGGACUGAAAAAUAAGUAGAAAGUUAUAUUUUGAUUGUCAACCCGUCAUCGCGACAAUGUUCUCGCUAUUUCUUUGCAUUUUUUUUCGUUUUUCGUGUAGCUUUUAAUUUGUUUUCGUGAAUCUCAAAAGAAAAAAAAUUUUUAAAAAAAUUAAUUUUAGAAAGAGUUAAUUGUUUUCCAAAGCUUAUAUUACAAAAUACUCUCAUAAUCCAUCAGAAAGAUGAAAUGACUUUGUACUAUAUAACUUUCGAUAAUAUUCCAUUUAUCAAGUUAAUUAUGAACUUUUUUAUAUUAUUAUUAUUAUUAUUAUUAUUAUUAUUAUUAUUAUUAUUAUUAUUAUUAUUAUUAUUAUUAUUAUUAUUAUUAUUAUUAUUAUUAUUAUAAAUAAUUGUUGUGUGGCGGGUGUUUUGUUAAAAAAAUUAUAUUAUUUAAUAUUAAUAUAUUGCUAUCGCUGAUUAUUAUUAAUAUUAUUGCUAUUUAAUAUCUAAUAUAUUGGACUUAGGUUGUAAGUUUAUGUUCCGAAAGAGUGGAAAUUGAGUAUUAAAAAGAAACGCAAUGGAGUAGGAAAAAAAGAAAGAAAAAGAAUGCAUGUGAGAGAGAAGUAGUUAAUAAUCGAGUGAAUGAUUAAAAAAUGAGGACAAAAUUUUUUUUGAAAAAAAGGAAUACGAUCGAAAGACCUCAAAAAAGAAACCUCUCCAACAAAUAUACCAAAAAAUUUUUUUCAAAAUCAUUGUAUUCCAAUUUUAAUAUAUUUAAAAAAAUUAAUUUAUUAAUUAAUAUGAUUGUCAUUAUUUGCAUGAUAUUUUAAUUAAAUAUAUGCAAUCAUAUUUAACGAAUCACCAGAAAUAGUUUUCUCUAUGUUUUGAGUAAUGGUUUAGAGGUAAUUUUGUAUUCCUUUCAUAUUGCUUACAAAAAAAAUAAAUGUAAAUUUUUGCGUGCAAAUUUUAAAACUCCUUUUGAGAAAGAAAAACAUAAUUCUUCGGGAAUAAAAGUCAUGUAUUUUUAGCAAAUUGUACUCCAUACUACAUUCGCACUGAAGAUUUUAUUUUUAUAAUAAUUUUUCAAUAGAACGAAAGAUUUAUUUCCUUUUUUUAUAAUACUUUUUCAGUUCAAUGAAAAAUUUAUAUAAUUUUUUUAGAUUUUCUAUAAUAGAAAUUGAAUGCUGUUUUUAAAGUGAAAUAUUUUUAAAAUUCUUUGCCUCUCUCAGUGCGAAUGAAGGUAAAAAUAAAAUUAUAAAAGGGGGAUGCUGCGAAAUUUUUCGAAAAUGCGUGUAAAAUAGAUUUUUGUCAGUCUUCUAUUGUAGUUUCUCGUUUUCCGUUCGAGCGUUUAUCGACGGCAUGUAUGUAUUUCCGAUAAAAAAGAAAAAUUUCCACAAAAAAAAGGUUAACAUGGGAACAUUGCACAAAAAUGCAUAUCCUCUGUUUUAAUUCACACAUAGCCGACGAAUUUCAACCAACACUGUAUCCAUUAAAAAAAAUAUCGAUAAGUUUUUAGAUAUAUAAAAGAGAAAAAAACAGAAGCGCUCGUGGUAUUGUGGGGCAUUUACGGGCCUAGUGUUUGCUUUAAUCAAACAAAAUGGCAAAAAAUAAAAAAGUGUAAUAACAAAGUAACUGUAUGAAAAAUUACGUACACCCGGAAAAAACAGUUUGUAAAUCUUACAAAAAAAAAUAAUAAGAAAAUUUUGUUAAUGCGGUGCUUGAUGGUUUGCUGCCUGUUAGUCUGACAAUCACGCGUGUAAUACUCAAUUGUCAUUGAUACUCGAAAAGCAAAACAUUAAAUAGUUGCUGCCAUUUUUUCAUAUACUUUAAGAGGACCUACACGUGUGAUUGAAAGAAAAAAUUAUAUAUAUAUAUAUAUAUAUAUAUAUAUAUAUAUAUAUAUAUAUAUAUAAUAUAUUAUUCGAAUUUUUCGCAAUUUAUAGUCGACGUUGGUCUUUGUAAAUUCCUCCAAUGUGUUUCACUCAUUUUCUAUUACACAAAAAAGUAUUUCAAUACGAUGUUUUAAUUGAAAAUUUAAUAAAAAUACAAAUUAAUAAAAUUAAAUUAAAAUAUACAUUUGAUAUUAAUUUAAUCUAUAAAAAAUUAUUUGAAUUUGUCUAUUUCUCUUUUACAACAAGAAAAAAACAAUUAAUUCUAAAUUUAAUGGUAAAUAAAAAACUAAUGUAAUUCGACGGUAAAAAAACAAUAACUCUUUUGUACUUUACAAAAGUAUUUCAAAAAAAGAAGAAAAAUACAAUUUUAAGAAAAUAAAAAUUAAAUAAAUAAAGAAAUUGAAUUAAAUUUGUUUCGAUAAAAAAUUGCCGAGACCAAAUUUAACAGAUCAAAUAUAGAAAUAAAAUUUCUACUGUACGUGAAAAUUGUUGUUUAAUUUUUUAAAAAAACGUUUUAUUAUAUUGAAUUCCACCUUCGUUUGUGAAAUAAAAUUUCGUGAAGUGAAAAAUUAAGCGAAACACAGGGGAAUAAAAAGUUUUCUUUUUAGUGAAGUUUGACCGACGUGAAAUGCCUUUUUGUAGACGAUAAUCCUCUUGAAUUGUUGUUUUUUUCAAUAGUUUCACCUGUGAUGUUAAAAGCGAUGCAAUGUGCACUUACAAGCGACU